This is a messenger RNA of Beauveria bassiana ARSEF 2860, 924 nucleotides long. RefSeq names its product CDP-alcohol phosphatidyltransferase. The coding region runs from base 1 to 924 and encodes 307 amino acids. Gene Ontology annotation, molecular function: cardiolipin synthase activity. NCBI's taxonomy places the organism in Eukaryota, Fungi, Ascomycota, Sordariomycetes, Hypocreales, Cordycipitaceae. The transcript is spliced from 4 exons. The record is from RefSeq and is a predicted model, not a curated record. Gene Ontology annotation, biological process: cardiolipin biosynthetic process. Gene Ontology annotation, cellular component: mitochondrion; membrane.
AUGCUCUCCUCGCAAACCACAUCAGCAGUCCUUGGUCGGGUGGCCUUGCGAAGGACGCUUCUCUUGCAAACACCGUCACGGCUGGCUUGCCCUACACGGGCGCUCUCCUUCUUUCCACGACCGCUUCGCCGUAUCCAAAGUGGCCUCCUUGCGCCAAACUUGUACCGAGAAACCUCCUCCAAGUCUUUUGCAUCGCGCAAAUCGCAAGCUUCCAUGCAACCAGACAACGAAACCCGAAUACGCACGAGUACUGGGUCGACUUCCGAGGUCACGAAAGCAUCCAAUCCCUCGUCUAAUCCGACUCUGCACGAAGACAUAUAUACUUUGCCGAAUAUCCUCACCUUUUCCAGGCUGCUGGCGGCGCCGUUUAUUGGAUACUUUGUUUUGCACGAUUCGCAUGCUUGGGCGGCUGGAAUGCUGACGUAUGCUGGUGUGACCGAUCUUCUGGACGGUUGGAUUGCACGACGAUGGAACCGCAAGACGGUUGUGGGAACGGUCAUUGACCCAAUGGCUGACAAAGUGCUCAUGACGGUCUUGACAGUGUGUCUCGCUGUUAAGGGGGCGUUACCAGUUUGGGUGGCAAGCAUCAUUCUCGGUAGAGAUGUCGGGCUCGGCAUUGCGGCCAUUUACUACCGCUGGAUAUCGCUUCCGCCCCCGAAAACCUUUGCACGAUACUGGGACUUUUCCCUACCCUCUGCGGAGGUCCGUCCCACGACGAUUAGCAAGUAUAAUACUUUUCUGCAGCUGGCCCUUGUCGGUGUGACAACCGCAGCGCCGCUCGUGCCGCUAGACUUGUCACAGGCUUUGAUGAUGAUGCAAUACGUUGUAGCGGCGACGACGAUUUGGAGCGGCGCAAGUUAUGUGUAUACCAAAGAUGCUGUCAAGAUAUUAAGCGCACCCAAUAAGCAGAAACCCAAGCAAUAA